Molecule: messenger RNA, 1946 nt
Organism: Cicer arietinum (chickpea)
Lineage: Eukaryota; Viridiplantae; Streptophyta; Magnoliopsida; Fabales; Fabaceae
Product: protein IQ-DOMAIN 19-like
Molecular function (GO): protein binding
Source: RefSeq, a predicted model, not a curated record
AUGGCCCUUGAAUCCCGGUUAAAGCUUGAAAAGAACAAAAGAGAACGUUGUAAAAUAGUGACAUUUUUAUUUUACCUUCUUAUUUCUAUAGAGAGACAAUGUCAUAUUGAAUAUUUGAAUCUAUUCCUCAAACUAGCUAGCUACUAGACCCUGAUAAAGAAAUAAUCAUCUUUUGAUUUUAACAACUUGGUCCUCUAAAAAACUAAAAAUUACUAUAUACUCUACUAACAAAAAUUUACGGCUCUUGAUGAGGCAAUUUUGAAUGUAAUGUGUAAUUAUUCUCCUCAAAUUAUAUAUAUAGAAAACUCUAAGAGUGUGGCAAAUGGCUUUAACAGAGAAAGCCUUUGCAGGCUAAAGCCAGUAAGAAGUAGUCAACUAGCUAGCAUCACAAAAAUAAAUUAGUACUACUAAAUAUCUUGUUAUAUUUAAUGUAACAAGAUUAAAACUAACAUAUAUAAAAGAUUAGCUCUUUUAUGUGUAUUUAUUAUUUUAUAUCAUUAUAUAUAGUCUUAGCACUUGUUACUCUGCUUGUUUAAUUAAGUAGAAUAAUUUUGGAAGGUGAGAAAAAAAGAAAGAAAUGGGGAAGGCAAGCAAAUGGAUUAGAAACAUUCUUCUAGGGAAAAAAGAAGAAAAUUUCAAGAAGAUUGAUGCAUUCUGCCCUGAGAAUAAGAAAGAAAACACAGAUAGUAGUAGUAGUAGUAAUAAGAUCAUAGUGAGGCGCAAAUGGAGCUUUCGAAAAAUAACAAGUGGAAAAACAACAGAAAAGGUAGUAUCACAUAAUAUUUCAAGGUCUUUUGAUUCAACAGAUCAUUCUCCAAAAUUGCAAACUCAAACUCCAAGGUCAAGGCGUCUUUCAAGAUUAGCAAAGGUGUCUGAAAAUACUGAAUUUGUUAAAACAGCUGCUACAAGGAUUCAGUCUGUCUUUCGCUCUUAUUUGGCAAAGAGAGCAUUGCAUGCUUUAAGAGGACUAGUGAAAUUACAGGCACUAGUGAGGGGUCACCUUGUAAGGAAACAAACAACUGCAACACUGCGUGGAAUGCAUGCAUUGAUGGCCAUACAAGUUAGAGCACGGAUUCAAAGGAUUAAGAUGACAGAAGAAGUAAAUCCUGUUGAAAUACAACCUCCACCACACAAAGAAAUUCCCUCCUUCAAAGGUCACAUGACACAACAAAAUAAAGAUUCAAAGAAUAUGAGUGUGGAAGAAAUGUUGGGGGUAAUGAGAAGUAGAAGUGGCCCUCUAGAUGUAAAGAGCAAAAAGUACGAAUAUUCAAAGAGUGAAUCAAUUUCAAAAAGAGAAAAUCAAUUAAAGAAAACAAUAAUCACAGCACCAAACAGCCCAGAAAAGUACUACAAAGAGAUGAUAGAAUAUUUGAAGCCAACAACAAAAUCUUCUGAUGAGAGACACAUAAUGCCACAUCGACAAUCAUGUUCACCAAAUUUCAUGAACAAGACAGAAUCGUCAAAGGCAAAAACAAGGUGUAGGAGUGAACCAAAACAAAGACCUCCGAAAGGUGUAGAAGGAACAACAAAGCAAAAAAGCAAGGUUAUAGAAUGUAGAUUAAUGAAGCAAAAUAUGUUAUCAAAUUCAGCAAGGUAUGAACAUUGGAUUGUUAAUUCAAUGAAGCAGAGUAGUAAACGUGAUUCCUUUGGAAGCUACACGGAUGAUGAUUCAUACUAUUCAUGAUGCAACAAUUAUGUGUUAACAUUUGUGCACACACGUGUGAGAAUACAACGACUCUGUUACAAAGAAAAGAUGGAAAAUUGACUUUGUAGCAAGGAGCUACAUUAAUAUUAAUAUUUCACGAACAUAAUUUUGAAAAACUGUUUUUUUAUUUUUAUUUUUCAGAGAUGAUCAAAAGGAGUAGUGUUUUUAUUUUUUUAAUUAAUCAACUGUUUGUAAGUACCCUGUGAUUUCAUGAAAAGAAACAUUGUUCCAUUGUCAAUGA